AUGUCAAGCGAAAGUUCUGAGGAUGCCUUUUCAUCUGAUGAAUCCAGUGAAGACGAAGAUUUCGACGUCAAAGAAGAAACUUCUCGCAAGCGGGUCAAAAAAUCUUCAUCAAAGGGCACAAAACACCAAAAAAAGAGUGCUAAAUUCUCAAAAAACCAAUUUCUUGAAAUUGCUGCAGACGAAGGUGAAGAGGACGAAGAAAGUGACAUUGAUCCUGAAUAUGAGCACGAGCGUCGUGAAGCUGAAAGACUUCUAAGUUCACUGCCUAAGCGCCGAGAUUAUUUAUCAGAAGAAAAGUCUGAAGAUAUUGCAAGAAGAUUUGAGCAUAGUGCGACUUUACAAAUGACUGACAUUCCUAAAGACCUUUCUCAAGUCUCCCAGCAGAGAAAUUUGCCAUCAAUUCAAGACCCGAAAUUAUGGCUUGUAGGGUGUAGGAAUGGGAAAGAAAAAGAAGCGGCCAUGAAUUUAAUGCAAAAAGCUUUAUUUAAGAUGAGAGAAGGAGAGCCAUUAGAAAUUUUUUCAGCAAUUGCCUCAAAUCAUGUAAGGGAUUAUAUAUAUGUAGAAGCCUAUAAGAAGGCUCAUGCUGCUACUGCUAUUAAAGGGAUUCAUUUGCUGAUUGAAUUAUAUUUAUUUUAUAUAAAUAAUAUUAAAAUACAAAUUAUUUUAUAUAAAGAAGCUAUUUAUCAAAAAAAAUCAUAAGAUUCUAUUGUCCCAAUUGAAGAAAUGGUAG
Molecule: messenger RNA, 730 nt
Organism: Blepharisma stoltei
Lineage: Eukaryota; Ciliophora; Heterotrichea; Heterotrichida; Blepharismidae
Source: the annotation of a GenBank genome assembly